GGCCCCGCUGCCCCCCGCCCCUGGGGCCGCGCCGCGGGUCGGGUUCGGCAGAACGGCACCGACAGCCCCGCGGAUCCCUCGCUCCGGGCCAGGCUCUGCACGGCUGUAGGAGGAGUCUGCGGUCACCUCCCCCUCUGUGGCUCUGUGGCUCUGCGGCCGGAUUCGGAUUCUCCUGCUGAGGUACCACCCCAGUCACCGCCAUGUCCAGCAAGCGUGCCAAAGCCAAGACCACCAAGAAGCGCCCGCAGCGCGCCACCUCCAACGUCUUCGCCAUGUUCGACCAGUCCCAGAUCCAGGAGUUCAAGGAAGCCUUCAACAUGAUUGACCAGAACCGUGAUGGCUUCAUUGACAAGGAGGAUCUGCAUGACAUGCUGGCUUCCCUUGGGAAGAACCCCACUGAUGAGUACCUGGAGGGCAUGAUGAGCGAGGCACCAGGGCCCAUCAACUUCACCAUGUUCCUCACCAUGUUUGGAGAGAAGCUGAACGGCACCGACCCAGAGGACGUCAUCCGCAACGCCUUUGCCUGCUUCGAUGAGGAGGCCUCAGGCUUCAUUCACGAGGACCAUCUGCGUGAGCUGCUGACCACCAUGGGAGACAGGUUCACAGAUGAGGAGGUGGAUGAGAUGUACCGGGAGGCGCCCAUCGACAAGAAGGGAAACUUCAACUACGUGGAGUUCACCCGCAUCCUGAAGCACGGCGCCAAGGACAAGGACGAUUAGAGCCCUGGGUUCCUGAUCCCCUCUGCCUCCUCCUGCUCCCCCCACCUGCCUCUUGGCCCACCUUGCUGUCCCACAGCAGGCUGUCUCAAUGGGAAACACCCCAGGACCAGCACCCCACAUCGGGUCAUGCUUGGAGGGGAAGCACUCCCCUCACUUUGAUGCUGUGUGCCCAUCCAUCAGCCCCAUAGCUCCCCUCUCAUCACCUCUCCCACUCACAGCUCACCCCUCUGGGACUCCCAGCCUGGUUGACUCCUAGAGUCCUGGACUCCUAGAGCCACCCUAAGCAGCUCUAGAUCCCCUUGGAGCCAUCUUGCUGCUCAUCCCCAGUGAAGCACUGGCCUGUGUGUAUUUUGGUUGGCUCAGGCCUGAGCAAUCCCCAUCUCUGGGCUGUAAAGAAAGUGCCUCUCACCUCUCCUCCUGCACUCCCUUCCUUCAGGAAAGAAAACCCACUUUUUUCUUCCUCCCUG
Calypte anna (Anna's hummingbird) is the source of this 1186-nucleotide messenger RNA. RefSeq names its product myosin light chain 9 (gene MYL9). The transcript has 5 exons. The record is from RefSeq and is a predicted model, not a curated record. Lineage: Eukaryota; Metazoa; Chordata; Aves; Apodiformes; Trochilidae. Gene Ontology annotation, cellular component: myofibril; cytoplasm; stress fiber. The coding region runs from base 201 to 719 and encodes 172 amino acids. Gene Ontology annotation, molecular function: calcium ion binding. Gene Ontology annotation, biological process: myofibril assembly; platelet aggregation.